AUGCAAAUACAAUUCUAUUCAAAAGAUGAUCAAGAAGAUUUUAAUAAUAAAAUAAAUAAAAUUAUUAAUGAAAAAGAAUGGAAUUAUUUUGAUGAGGCAUCAUCAAAUUUUAUUAAUAAAAUAAAAAGAAGUUUUGCCUUUGUUCCAAGCAGAGGAAAAAAAUUACAGGAACGAUUUAAUUUUCAAGGAUCCAGAGGAAAAUAA
Molecule: messenger RNA, 204 nt
Organism: Strongyloides ratti
Lineage: Eukaryota; Metazoa; Nematoda; Chromadorea; Rhabditida; Strongyloididae
Exons: 1
Coding region: 1-204 (67 amino acids)
Source: RefSeq, a predicted model, not a curated record